UCGCGGGAGCCGGGCGCGGGGGGGAGCGCGAGGGGGCUGUGGCCGUGGCCGUGGCUGUGGCCGUGGCGGCAGCUCUCGCGGUGUUUGCGCGGCCCUCCCCCCUGCCCUCCGGGAUCCCCCCUCCCCCCAGCUCCGCUUCCCUCCCCUCCCCGCAGGGAGAAUAUGGUCGCCGGCGAUGGACGCCCCCAGUGCAGGAAGCGCCUUUGAGGACUUUAUUGAAGCCCUAAAAGAGAAUUCAAACAACAAGUUCUUCAAUCUCCCUAAACUUGGAGGCACCAAGUAUGAUGCUCUGCCUUACUCCAUACGGGUACUUUUGGAAGCUGCCGUUAGAAGAUGUGAUGGCUUCCUAGUGAAAAAGGAAGAUGUUAUGAACAUUUUAGAUUGGAAGAAUAAACAAAACAAUGUUGAAGUGCCCUUUCUCCCUGCCCGGGUUCUCCUUCAAGAUUUUACUGGGAUACCAGCAAUGGUGGAUUUUGCUGCUAUGAGAGAAGCAGUGAAAACUCUUGGGGGAGAUCCUAAGAAUGUCCAUCCUGCCUGCCCCACAGAUCUCACUGUUGACCAUUCUUUGCAAAUUGACUUCAGUAAAUGUGCAAUACAGAAUGCUCCGAAUCCUGGAGGUGGUGAACUGCAGAAACCAGCCAGCAAGCUUUCCCCACUUAAAGUCCAGCAUCGAAAAGCCUCCUGCAGAGGUCAGGCUGCUUGCCGAGGACCGUGCGGUACUGGAGAGCUGGGCCGCAACUCAGGAACGUUUUCUGCACAGAUCGAGAACACGCCUCUCCUGUGUCCUUUCCAUUUACAACCAGUGCCUGAGCCUGAAACAGUGUUAAAAAACCAAGAGGUAGAAUUCGGCAGAAAUCGAGAGAGGCUACAAUUUUUCAAGUGGAGUUCAAAAGUUUUUAAGAAUGUGACUCUAAUUCCCCCUGGAACUGGAAUGGCCCAUCAAGUAAAUCUGGAGUAUUUGUCAAGAGUGGUGUUUGAAGGAGAGAACUUCUUCUUCCCAGACAGUGUGGUUGGCACAGACUCCCACAUAACGAUGGUGAACGGCUUGGGCAUCCUGGGGUGGGGAGUCGGUGGCAUCGAGACAGAGGCAGUCAUGCUUGGUCUCCCAGUCUCUCUUACUUUGCCAGAGGUGGUCGGGUGUGAAUUGAUUGGGUCAUCGAGUUCUUUGGCCACAUCCAUAGAUGUGGUUCUUGGCAUUACAAAGCACCUGAGGCAAGCCGGAGUGGCUGGAAAGUUUGUCGAGUUCUUUGGGAGUGGCGUAGCUCAGCUCUCUGUGACUGACCGAACCACGAUAGCAAAUAUGUGUCCAGAAUAUGGUGCUAUUCUGAGCUUUUUCCCUGUUGACAAUGUGACAUUAAAGCACUUAGAACAUACAGGUUUUGACAAAGACAAGCUUGCGUCAGUGGAAACAUACCUUAAAGCUGUGAAGUUGUUUAGAAGUGACCUGGGCUCUUCAGUGGAGCCUGAGUAUUCCCAGAUUAUACAGAUUAAUCUGAACUCUAUAAUUCCAUCUGUCAGUGGUCCAAAGAGGCCCCAGGAUCGAGUGGCUGUGAGUGAUAUGAAAAAUGAUUUCCAAGCUUGCCUCAAUGAAAAGGUUGGAUUUAAAGGCUUUCAAAUUGCCGCUGAAAAGCAAAGUGAUGUUGUGCCUAUUCAGUAUGAAGGAAUUGAGUAUAAAUUGUCUCAUGGUUCUGUGGUCAUUGCUGCCGUCAUCAGUUGUACCAAUAACUGCAAUCCCUCCGUGAUGCUUGCUGCAGGUCUUUUGGCCAAAAAAGCUGUUGAAGCCGGUCUCCGAGUUAAGCCUUACAUCAGAACAAGCCUAUCUCCUGGCAGUGGGAUGGUCACACAUUACCUCAGUUCAAGUGGAGUGUUACCAUAUCUUAGCAAACUUGGAUUUGAAGUAGUUGGCUAUGGAUGUUCAACCUGUGUUGGGAAUACAGCCCCCUUGCCAGAAGCUGUUCUGAAUGCAAUAAAAGAGGGCGACUUAGUUGCCUGUGGGGUGUUAUCUGGCAACAAGAAUUUUGAAGGUCGUCUUUGUGACUGCGUCCGUGCCAACUACCUUGCCUCGCCACCUCUAGUAGUAGCCUAUGCCAUUGCUGGAACAGUGAAUAUUGAUUUCCAGACGGAGCCUUUAGGUACAGAUCCUCAAGGCAGAAACAUCUACCUACAUGACAUUUGGCCUGAUAGAGAGGAGCUUCAUAAAGUAGAGGAAGAACAUGUGAUAUUCUCCAUGUUUAAAGAAUUAAAAGAAAAAAUGGAGAAGGGAAAUAAGCGGUGGAAUUCCUUAGAUGCGCCAGAUUCGGUUUUGUUCCCAUGGGAUUUGAAAUCUACUUAUAUCAGAUGUCCAUCCUUUUUUGAUAAACUUGCCAAAGAGCCAGUUUCACUGCAGCCCAUUGAAAAUGCCCAUGUCCUGCUCUAUUUGGGAGAUUCCGUCACAACAGAUCACAUAUCACCUGCUGGAAGCAUCGCCAGGAGCAGCGCUGCUGCUAAGUAUCUGACAAACAGAGGCCUUACACCUCGUGAAUUCAAUUCUUAUGGAGCCCGAAGGGGUAAUGAUGCUGUGAUGACAAGAGGCACCUUUGCCAAUAUCAAACUCCUAAAUAAGUUUAUUGGGAAACCAGCUCCCAAAACAGUUCACUUCCCAUCAGGACAGACGCUGGAUGUAUUUGAGGCUGCAGAAUUAUACCAGAGAGAAGGUAUUCCAUUGAUUAUCUUAGCAGGGAAGAAAUAUGGUUCUGGAAAUUCAAGAGACUGGGCUGCCAAAGGACCAUAUUUGAUGGGUGUGAAAGCUGUGUUAGCUGAGAGUUACGAGAAGAUUCACAAAGACCAUUUGAUUGGAAUCGGCAUCGCUCCACUGCAGUUUCUUCCGGGAGAAAAUGCCAGUUCCUUGGGCCUCUCUGGCAGAGAGCAGUUCUCUUUUUCAUUCCCUGAAGAUCUGUCACCAGGAGUCACCUUAAACAUAAAGACAAGCACUGGGAAAGUAUUCAGCGUGAUUGCUUCAUUUGAAAAUGAUGUGGAAAUAACAUUAUACAAACAUGGCGGAUUAUUAAACUAUGUGGCUCGGAAAUUCUCCUAGUAUCUACUGAACAUGGAGCCCUUCCAUAAUUGGUAACUGCAGAUGCCUUGUGUGAUGGACCCAGGAAUCCAUCCGUGGAGCUACAGCCACAGUACUCUCAGUUAUCUCAUCCAUGGGUGUAAAUGAUUGUGAAUCAUCGUAGUGACCACAAUGAGAUCUUUCUUGAUUUUAAAUACUAUACGAAUGGUGCUAUUAACAUUGCUAAAAUCAGCCUAAGUGUGUUGUGGAAGAGAGCUGUAAGUAUGGGGGGUGGGGGGGUGGGAUAUUUUAUCAAACCAUUUUGUAAAUAAACAAGGCGGAGUUUGAACUUGAAUUGUGGUGAAGACUAUUAUGUAAGAGCAGCCUUCCUGCACUUGUUUUCCUUUAUGUGUUUGCACCUUUAAAACUGGGUACUACUGUUUGUUGGUUUAAGGGUAACAGAUUGACGUACGAGAAGCCAGAUCAGAUUAUCAAAUUCUGGAAGCUGAGAAGCUAGGUCCAAAUGGACUUUCAGCUUUUAUUCUGUAGCCUUAGAAUGGAGGUAAGCAAAGCUUGUGUACUUAGGUCGGUGUCUGCUUUAGUUUGGAAGUAGAGGCCAGAGCUAGCUUCAAGUCUUCAGCCAAGGGACGUGGCCUCCAGAAACAAGGGGGUUGCGUGGGCUGGCUUUUUUCCAGGAGGAUCCAGGAGGAAGGGAAGACUAGUCUAUUCCAUAGUAAUCCAACAUGUUACCUGUAGAUGUUUAAUAAUUUGCUGGUUAAACUGCAAGGCAAGAUCAUAGAAUCACAGAUGAGGCAGAAGUUACCCAUCUUCAUGUGAGACUUUUACUUCCAAGUACACAUCAUUUAUCAAAAACUCACCUUUUGACUGUUGUUGAAGAUCUGAGAAAGAAGCUGUUUAUUUGACCAGACAAUUGUAAAAAUGAUCUUCUCUAGGCAUUUGGAGAGGGCCUAAAAUUAUAGCAGAUGUUCAUGAGGUGGCUGAGCAGUCUAAGUAGAUUUUAUUUUUAAUAUUUGCAAGACCUUCUGAAUUAUUUAAAAACAUUUUCUGUCAUUCAGUCAUCCUUUUAUUUCUUUGGGUCAGUUUUGUGUUAUCACCCUGUUUGAGGGCAAUGAUGUUUAACCUAUUCUGAACACUCUUGUCUUGCAAGCAUAUAUUCUUGCUUACCAGAAUGAAUUCCUUGAUAUAACCCAAAGAAGCUGGACCACUUUUCUAUUACCCAGAUGAUUGUUUCUGAAACUUGUAUAAGUUAUUUUAAAUUUGAGGAAUUUCAUUUUAAGAAGUAAAACAAAGUGAAAGGAAAAGUAAUGUACUAUUUGCUUUGAAAUAUUAUGAUCACAAUUUUAAAUCAAUUAACAUUGCAUAUAUAAGGAAUGAUCAAACCCUUCCAACUAUUUAAACCAGUGGACAGGGACCACUGAGUAACUAUUGCACAGAAUUACCAAGUGUGAGAGUUUACAGAUAAGUCAUAAAUAUAUGUUUGGUUGAUAAAAUGUGCUAGGUUGAAGCUAAAUAACUUUUCUUCCCCGUCCCUUUCCCUAUCCACCCUAUGUGCACUUAAAACAAAUUCUUGUCUAAUCAUAUUUGCUUCCUGUCACCUUGGAACCAUAUUGUUUUUCAAUGCUUUAUCAUGCUCUUGUGUAUCCUUGUCAGUGUAUUUUUUAAUUUACACAGAAACAUGUGUUAUAGUUGGAAUUGCUACACUCUAAAUGUUACACCGGCCAUGGUGAUUUUCAAAAGAAAAUGUUUGGCUUCAAUAAUUGUGAACCAUUUGGGAAAAAGUCUUUAUAAACUUGGGGCCAUCCUGCAGCCUCCGAGUAGAGCUAUGAACACAAACACAUCAGUUGUCCGGUCAGUACACAAGGCCAUUUUGAACUCUCCAGUAGUAAUGAAGAAUUUACAGACAUUUAACGUCUGGUCAGUUCAGUGGCAAUUUUCAUGGUUAGCGAGCUUUCAUUUGUUGUCUAAUCCCAGUUAUCAUGCUCUCCUGUUUGUAUAUUGCAAGUAGAAUUCUCUUUCCUGGGAAGUGGCUAGAUCUACUUCUCAGUAGGAACUGCUGUUAGCCAAUUGUUUGUUAUAUGAGAAAAUCCUGGCAUUCAGUGCUGAAUUUGUCCUGUGUGUCCCUUUGGUUGUCACUGUUUCUUGCAUAAAAGAUGCCUCUUGCACACUGACACUAGAAGAAAUGAAGUGCUAUUUAAGGAUAGGAAGUCCUGUGGACACAUCACAGAAGUCCUCAGGGUGCAGUUGUAAAAGCCCAUCGUCACCUGAAGUGGUUUUUAAAACUUUAACAGUAAAUUAUGCUAAGAGGAAUGCCCAAUUUCAUGACUUACACGUCUGCUCUUUGAUAUGAAAUGGAUGAAAAGGCUCUCUCAUGUUCAGCCAUGAGUAACCACACCAACACCCUGAUAGUUGUAGUUGUUUAUUCUGUGACUCUGACUUCUAAAGGGAAGGGAAUGAGUGGUGUAGUCUGGGCUCUGGCAGGAGUGUGGUCCCCACAGAUACCCGGCUUCGAUCUGUGGUACACGAUGGGGGUAGGGGGGGACAUUCCUAUGGAAAUGAAGUGCAGAUGGCCCAGCAGCUGCCUAAGCUACUGGGAAGAUUUCAUGCCUUGUCAGGACAAGUGCUGCCAGCAUCAUUUGCACCUGCCUAUAGGAGGGUGGAGAGAGUUUAUUUGGCCACCGUGUGGGCAUGGUCCCAAGUAAAAGGCAACUUUUUUCUUUUGGCAUUUAAUUUAUCUAUAAGGAUGGCAGGGAGAACAAAAUGGAUACCCCAAGCCUUCCUUGGUUUGUUUGAUUUGGGAGAACAAAACAAAAACAAUAUUAUUUGGGCUUCUGAAAUGUUUAUUCCCCAAAUUGUAAUAGUGUUGCUGUUUCUAUCCAUUUGACAUCUAGUAUAUGGCUAUAGAACCAUAUGUAUAGUAAUCACAUUUGAAUAAUUGCAAAUCAAUGUCUACUGUUUAAAGCCAACAAAACAGUAUAACAGUUUUAAGCUCAACAAUGUUAAGUAUUGUAUAGAAAUAUAUCUGGAGGCAAAGUUCAAUUGAUGACAAUUGUGCAUAUAAUGUUACCAAUGUUGUAAAUUAUUUUUAAUAAAGAAAAUUGUAUUAUCA
Dromiciops gliroides (monito del monte) is the source of this 6158-nucleotide messenger RNA. RefSeq names its product iron responsive element binding protein 2 (gene IREB2). The transcript is spliced from 22 exons. The record is from RefSeq and is a predicted model, not a curated record. NCBI's taxonomy places the organism in Eukaryota, Metazoa, Chordata, Mammalia, Microbiotheria, Microbiotheriidae. The coding region runs from base 176 to 3073 and encodes 965 amino acids. Gene Ontology annotation, biological process: citrate metabolic process; tricarboxylic acid cycle. Gene Ontology annotation, cellular component: mitochondrion; cytosol. Gene Ontology annotation, molecular function: 4 iron, 4 sulfur cluster binding; aconitate hydratase activity; iron-responsive element binding.